Molecule: messenger RNA, 291 nt
Organism: Chiroxiphia lanceolata (lance-tailed manakin)
Lineage: Eukaryota; Metazoa; Chordata; Aves; Passeriformes; Pipridae
Product: small proline-rich protein 2B-like
Exons: 2
Coding region: 1-291 (96 amino acids)
Source: RefSeq, a predicted model, not a curated record
AUGUCCUACUACAGGUACCAGUACAAGCAGCAGUGUUCCUUCCCGGCUGGAAUGAAGUGCCCCCCGCCCGUGUUCCCCCAGCAGUGCCACCCCCCCGGGCUGGUGAAGUGUGUGCAGUGCCCAGGGUGUGCCCCCACGGCUGCCAAGGUGUGCAGCGUGUGUGUCCCAGCUCCCAAGGUGUGUGUCCCCUCUCCUCAGGUGUGUGCCCCAGCUCCCCUGUGCCAACACAGCUCCUACCCUUACUCGUACCAGUGGUCCAACAGCUACCAGUACAACUGUGGGCAGCAAUAA